Messenger RNA from Heteronotia binoei (common prickly gecko), 3109 nucleotides. RefSeq names its product X-prolyl aminopeptidase 1 (gene XPNPEP1). Bases 219 to 2090 code for a protein of 623 amino acids. Lineage: Eukaryota; Metazoa; Chordata; Lepidosauria; Squamata; Gekkonidae. Gene Ontology annotation, molecular function: metalloaminopeptidase activity. The transcript has 21 exons. The record is from RefSeq and is a predicted model, not a curated record.
CCUCUCUGAACUCCGCCUCUUCUUCCAGCCUCGGUGGCUCACGGGGGUUGAGACGUCAGUUUUACAUGGCAGCCUCCAGGAAGCGCUGAAGUGAGAGGGGGGAGGAAGGAUCAGGCACUGCUGAGUUAAUCAAGAACGAGCACUGAGCUAGAUGAUAUUUGUGCUAGCAAAGGCCAGAAAAUCAAGGGUUUGAAGAGAAGAUCACGGAGGUCAGGAACAUGGCUCCGAAGAUUACUACAGAAUUGCUUAAACAGCUGCGGCAGGCAAUGAAAAACUCCAAAUAUGUGCCAGAGCCAAUCCAAGCCUACAUUGUGCCUUCAGGAGAUGCACAUCAGAGUGAGUACAUUGCGCCUUGUGACUGCAGAAGAGAGUUCAUCUGUGGGUUUGAUGGCUCAGCAGGAACUGCCAUUGUAACAGAACAGGAUGCAGCUAUGUGGACAGAUGGACGUUACUUUCUCCAAGCUGCCCAGCAAAUGGAUUCCAACUGGACACUCAUGAAGAUAGGUCUGAAGGAUAUUCCUACACAGGAGGACUGGCUUGUGAGUGUACUUCCUCAGGGUUCUAAAGUUGGAGUAGAUCCAUUCAUUAUCCCAGCAGAUCAGUGGAAAAGGAUGUCGAAAGUUCUAAAAAGUGCAGGCCAUGCCCUUGUUCCCCUUGAAGAGAAUCUGAUUGAUGCAAUAUGGAUCGAUCGGCCAUCACGACCUUGCAAGCCCCUGAUGGCGCUGGGCCUAAGCUACACAGGGAUCAGUUGGAAAGACAAGAUUACAGCAUUGCGAAUAAAAAUGGCAGAGAGAAAGGCUGUCUGGUUUCUUGUGACAGCACUGGAUGAGGUGGCAUGGCUGUUUAAUCUCAGAGGCUCUGAUGUCGAAUACAAUCCAGUGUUUUUUGCUUAUGCUAUCAUAGGGGUCAAUACAAUAAGGUUAUUUAUUGAUGGUGAGCGCAUGGCAGACCCAGCUGUGAGAGAGCAUCUGUUGCUGGAUUCUGCUCAGGAUGCUGAAUUUUACAUCCAGCUUCUGCCAUAUGAAUCCAUACUGACAGUACUGAAGUCUGUCUGUGAGACUCUCUCCCCUCAUGAGAAAGUUUGGCUCAGCGACAAAGCCAGCUAUGCUCUGACCCAGGCCAUCCCCAAGGAUCACCGUUACCUCACUCCCUAUACUCCCAUCUGCAUUGCAAAAGCUGUGAAGAAUGCAUCAGAGGUUGAAGGCAUGAGAAGAGCUCAUAUCAAGGAUGCUGUUGCAUUAUGUGAACUGUUUAACUGGCUGGAGAAGGAGGUUUCCAAAGGCAACAUUACUGAAAUAUUAGUUGCAGACAAAGCAGAAGAAUUCCGUAGCCAGCAAGAGAACUUUGUCGACUUGAGCUUUGCUACCAUUUCAAGUACAGGCCCAAAUGGUGCUAUCAUACACUACAAGCCAACUCCUGAAACAAAUAGGACUUUAUCCACGAAUGAAAUCUACCUCCUAGAUUCUGGUGCCCAGUACAAAGAUGGAACUACAGAUGUGACAAGGACAAUGCAUUUUGGCACCCCAUCAACUUACGAAAAGGAAUGUUUCACGUAUGUGUUGAAGGGUCACAUUGCUGUCAGUGCAGCCAUAUUCCCCAAUGGAACCAAAGGUCACCUCCUGGACUCCUUUGCCCGGUCUGCGCUGUGGGAUCAAGGCUUGGAUUAUCUGCAUGGCACAGGACAUGGAGUUGGUGCAUUCCUAAAUGUUCAUGAGGGCCCAUGUGGUAUUAGCUACAAGACCUUUGCUGAUGAACCUCUGGAAGCUGGGAUGAUUGUGUCUGAUGAACCUGGAUAUUAUGAGGAUGGUUCUUUUGGCAUCCGAAUAGAAAAUGUGGUUCUUGUUGUUCCUGCCAAAACAAAGUACAACUUCAGCAACAGAGGCAGUUUGACUUUUGAACCUUUGACCCUGGUUCCGAUCCAGACCAAAAUGAUACACACUCAUUUGCUGACCCCUAAAGAGUGCAACUGGGUGAAUGACUACCACAAAAAAUGCAGAGAGGUGAUUGGGGCGGAACUCGAACGACAAGGACGACAUGAAGCUCUCCAGUGGCUCAUUAGGGAAACAGAACCAAUCUCCAAAACUCACUAACAGCAGUGAUCUUUUUCUUUUCAAAAAGAAAUUCUUUUUAAAAAUUGAGAACAUGGAAAUAGUUCAGAUUUACAGUGAUAUGGGCGGUGCCACCAUGCCUUGGGCUAGGACGAAAAAUAUGCUGCUUUCAUAAUGAUCAGGACAGAUUGGAGAGAGCAGGCCAUGCAUGUGCAAAAGGGACUUGUUUUCUGGAGGCUUUUCAUCUCUCAUAUUCCUUUUUCUUGGUAUUGAACAGAAAUAAAAUCAGAGCUAUGAAACCUACGUCUUUAUAGAAAGAAUAGGUCAGUGACAUACAGCACAAAACUUGGACUGGAUUCAUAUCUGCUGGGUUUCAUUUUCCAUGCUAUCUUCAAGCCCCUGAAGUUGACAAAACUGCUUGGGGGAUGAGAACACACUUUGAGAUAAUUUUGUUAUCUGUACUACUUUGCACAGAAUAAGGAGAACAUUAUUAUCCAUUUGUAUUAGCUCCAGGAUUUCUGAUAACCAUCACAAUAACAAUGUGUGAAAAGGUGAAAAGCCUAACUUUAUUGUAUUCCCAUCUUUUUAAUAAAAAUAGAGCAAGGGGCAAGUUCACACAUGUGAGUUCUGAAGAGUGACUGCAGUAUUCCAUAAAAGAACUUCCAUUAUCAGUUUCAUAUAAUCUCAACUCAUGGCGACUCUCCGUGAAUGCACUUGAAAAGUUCAGUUAUAUGAUGCUGCGUGAUUGUCCACAGAGUGACAUGCCUGCAUAUGUAGACCAGCAUGGACCAACAAAAUGUGUAGAUCACUUCCUGGAUCUCUGUGCACCAGUCAUUAAUAUUUGUAUUGUAUGGAGUGUACCUAAUCUCAUAAUACCUUUUGGAACAACCCCCCCCCCCUUCCCAAGUGUGCUUUAAACUGUCAAGGCUGUGGAUUUCCUAAAAUGUGUAUUCAGGUGUCAGGAAAGGAAGUGGCUUUGAAUGAGUGAACCUUUUAAACAGCUAAAGCUGUGUCUUUGCUUUGCCUACAGUAAAUAAACAGGAGAUACAAGUGCCAAUAAA